Messenger RNA from Haemonchus placei, 1092 nucleotides. The record is from the annotation of a GenBank genome assembly. NCBI's taxonomy places the organism in Eukaryota, Metazoa, Nematoda, Chromadorea, Rhabditida, Trichostrongylidae.
AUGGUCGUGCUAACAUUCUACUGUCAAGGCCAGUGUCACACCUCAGUCAAUCGGCUUCCGUCCAACCGAAGAUACGCGAUAUUCCCAUCAUUACCAACCCAGGAUAUUCCCAAAGCACUCACCACUAUUCCCAAUAUUUUCCUGCUCAGAAUUUUCAUCGAUUCCGAUACGGACACUUUGGGCAACCCGCAGGGCGAUAUUCAAGGUUACUUACGAGUAUAUCCCAAAUAUACUUCGGAGCUGUUUGUGGUAGGUUAUGACAGCGAUAUUCUCAAUCUAGACAAUUAUGGAAAGGCCGAAUAUAUGAGCCUUGAACGUGUGUUCGCCCAUCCGGUUUUAUUGGCAAGUUGGGUUCUGCCAUCCAGUCAUCCCUACUUCUCUGUCGUCCUUCUGCGAGCUCCAUUGAGAGAUGCGAUUUGCUGCGAUCCAUUUAGCAAUGUUUGCGUGACGACCAUUGGUGGAAAGCAGCGACGCAGGCACCGUCAGACAUCAUUUGACCGUGGGUAUCCUCAGAUGGGAACAAGUAAUCACUAUGAUCGGCCAGUGUUUCCAGCGCAAUCCUUGUACGACAUUAUGGGACCAUCAAAGGAAGAACGCUGCAGCUCACCAUCAUGUUCAACCUGCAACGACGACGACCGUUCAGAGUGUUUGUCUUGUGCUACGUCGCGGCUUCUCCUCAAUGCCGACUCGAUUCGAAUCAGCGAAGCCGAUCCAGAAGCGUGUUGUUGCGCAUCAUUUUCGGAACCCUUGACGUUGGAGAAUGAUGUCUACGAAAGCGACAGCAAAGAAGACUCAGAGAUGCCUCGUCGUAAGCCAUACACAACUGAAGCGUCGUCGUCGACAAGCCGUGGCAACCCUCCCGAAAGCAGCUCGCAGAGAAGUCGCCGAUCCUACAGUCAAUCGGUUACAAGGAACGAAAAAACGGGCGGACGGUCUGAGACUGUUACUGCUGAACGUGAAGCACUAAGCAUCCUACAGAAUUUGGAAAGCUUUUUUGGAUUGAAAACCACUUCGAUCGGUAGUAGCAGGCCGGCAGAUAGCAGGGCUGGAACAGAUUGGUUAGUUCUUGUCUACACUUACACUUACCAGUGA